GGUGGCAGUCGUCGGUCUUCCAGCUGGUGGGAGUUGGCGUCGCGGAGCUGGGCGCUGGGACCCUAGUUUAUGUAGUCUGGAAAGUCGGGCUGUGGGGUUGUAGCUGUCUGUCUGAUCCCCGCUUUCCUUGGUUUCCUCCCACGGCCUGGGGCCUCGCGAAGAAAUCCCCGGCCCCUUUGGGCCACGGCGGUAGCGGUGCCUUUUUCGGUGAGGAAAGUGAGGCUCAGAGAGAUUAAGUAACUUGCCCAAAGUAACAGCCAGUAUGUUACAGAGCUGGGAUUGGAAUCCAAGUCUGUGAGACUCCAAAGCCCAUGCUCUUUCCAGUACUUCACACUGCAGCAGAUUUUCCUGUAAUCACAUCCUAAAGCCUUCAAAAUGGUACUAGCAGACCUUGGAAGAAAAAUAACAUCAGCAUUACGCUCAUUGAGCAAUGCCACCAUUAUCAAUGAAGAGGUAUUAAAUGCUAUGCUAAAAGAAGUAUGUACAGCGUUAUUGGAAGCAGAUGUUAAUAUUAAACUAGUGAAGCAACUAAGAGAAAAUGUAAAGUCUGCUAUUGAUCUUGAAGAGAUGGCAUCUGGUCUUAACAAAAGAAAGAUGAUUCAGCAUGCUGUGUUUAAAGAACUUGUGAAGCUUGUGGACCCUGGAGUUAAAGCAUGGACACCCACUAAAGGAAAACAGAACGUGAUCAUGUUUGUUGGAUUGCAAGGGAGUGGUAAAACAACAACAUGUUCAAAGUUGGCAUAUUAUUACCAGAGGAAAGGUUGGAAGACGUGUUUGAUAUGUGCAGACACAUUCAGAGCUGGGGCUUUUGACCAACUAAAACAGAAUGCUACCAAAGCAAGAAUUCCAUUCUAUGGAAGCUAUACAGAAAUGGAUCCUGUUAUCAUUGCCUCGGAAGGAGUGGAGAAAUUCAAAAAUGAAAAUUUUGAAAUUAUUAUUGUUGAUACAAGUGGCCGCCAUAAACAAGAAGACUCUCUAUUUGAAGAAAUGCUUCAAGUUGCUAAUGCUAUACAACCUGAUAACAUUGUUUAUGUGAUGGAUGCCUCCAUUGGGCAAGCUUGUGAAGCUCAAGCUAAGGCUUUUAAAGAUAAAGUAGAUGUAGCUUCAGUAAUAGUGACAAAACUUGAUGGCCAUGCGAAAGGAGGUGGUGCCCUCAGUGCAGUUGCUGCCACAAAAAGUCCAAUUAUUUUCAUUGGUACUGGGGAACAUAUAGAUGACUUUGAGCCUUUUAAAACACAGCCUUUCAUCAGCAAACUUCUUGGUAUGGGUGACAUUGAAGGACUGAUAGAUAAAGUCAAUGAGCUGAAGUUGGAUGACAAUGAAGCACUUAUAGAGAAGUUGAAACAUGGUCAGUUUACGUUGCGAGACAUGUAUGAACAAUUUCAAAAUAUCAUGAAAAUGGGCCCCUUCAGUCAGAUCUUGGGGAUGAUCCCUGGUUUUGGAACAGAUUUCAUGAGCAAAGGAAAUGAACAGGAGUCAAUGGCAAGGUUAAAGAAAUUAAUGACGAUAAUGGAUAGUAUGAACGAUCAAGAACUUGACAGUACCGAUGGUGCCAAGGUUUUUAGUAAGCAACCAGGAAGAAUCCAAAGAGUAGCAAGAGGAUCAGGUGUGUCAACAAGAGAUGUUCAAGAACUUUUGACACAAUAUACCAAGUUUGCACAGAUGGUAAAAAAGAUGGGAGGUAUAAAAGGACUUUUCAAAGGAGGUGACAUGUCUAAGAAUGUGAGCCAGUCGCAGAUGGCAAAAUUGAAUCAACAAAUGGCCAAAAUGAUGGAUCCAAGAGUUCUUCAUCACAUGGGUGGUAUGGCGGGACUUCAGUCAAUGAUGAGGCAGUUUCAGCAGGGUGCUGCUGGCAAUAUGAAAGGCAUGAUGGGAUUCAAUAAUAUGUAAAGAAGAUGCCUUAAUAUAAACAGACUCAGUUGAUAAAAUUAUUUGCUGAGACCUCAGAGUUUCCCUUCUUUUUGCAAAUGGGGAAAAAAAGUAUUUUUCUGGCCUGUCUUGCCCUUUUUCUUUCUCUUCUUGUCUUUUUUCCCCAUCCUUUUCAUUUUCUUCCUUCCUUCCUUCCCUCCCUCCCUCUGAUGGGGGGGGGGCAUACAUGGUUUUGGUGGAAAUCAUUAUAUUUUUGCCUUAGAUUUUCUUCUGUUAGUUUUCACUAUCAUAACACUUCUUAAGUUAAACAAAUCAUGAUGUAAAAUUUUAGUACUUAAAAGUUUUUAAUUGUCUCAGAGGCCAAGCAUUACAUUUGUAAACAGUCCUGGUCAGUAGUUAACAUGAUGUCUCAAUAAAAAGUGCUGUAAAAUAAACUUCAAAGUCAUUAUAAGUUGA
Molecule: messenger RNA, 2325 nt
Organism: Equus quagga
Lineage: Eukaryota; Metazoa; Chordata; Mammalia; Perissodactyla; Equidae
Gene: SRP54
Product: signal recognition particle 54
Exons: 17
Coding region: 376-1890 (504 amino acids)
Biological process (GO): SRP-dependent cotranslational protein targeting to membrane; SRP-dependent cotranslational protein targeting to membrane, translocation
Cellular component (GO): cytosol; signal recognition particle, endoplasmic reticulum targeting
Molecular function (GO): endoplasmic reticulum signal sequence receptor activity; ATP hydrolysis activity; 7S RNA binding
Source: RefSeq, a predicted model, not a curated record